This is a messenger RNA of Fusarium sp. VM40, 1659 nucleotides long. Lineage: Eukaryota; Fungi; Ascomycota; Sordariomycetes; Hypocreales; Nectriaceae. The record is from the annotation of a GenBank genome assembly.
AUGGAGACCAGAUCCCGAUUCAAAGUUUGGGCCGAUAAAACCGCCGUUGAAAGUGAACCUGGCUUGACAAGCACUCAGCUUAUGCUUACGAACCAUGAUCUUAAACCCGUCGAGAAGGAGCGCCGACAAUGGGGCGCAUGGAACUUUGUUGGCUUCUGGAUCGCUGAUUCAUUCAACAUCAACACUUGGAUGAUUUCGUCGUCUAUGAUUGUCAACGGUCUUUCAUGGUGGCAAGCCUGGAUUUGUGUUUGGAUCGGCUACAGCAUCACAGGUAUCUUUGUUGCGAUCAAUGCGCGCUUUGGUGCCAUGUACCACAUUGGUUUCCCCGUUGCCAACAGAACCUCCUUUGGUAUCUGGGGUAGUUUGUGGCCAGUCCUGAAUCGUGCUGCUAUGGCCUGUGUCUGGUACGGUGUUCAAGCUUACAUUGGCGGAACUUGCGUCUAUCUCAUGAUCCGAACUAUCUGGAAAUCAUGGUCCGACAUCCCAAACUCGUUCAGCGAGGACUCUGGAACGGAUACCGCGCAUUUCGUUUCGUUCUUCAUCUUUUGGCUGUGCUCACUCCCAGCCCUCUGGUUCCCAGUCCACAAGGUCCGACAUUUGUUCACUGUCAAGGCGUACGUUGUUCCUGUAGCUGGAAUUACUUUCCUUGCUUGGACUAUCUCGCGUGCUGGUGGAAUUGGUCCCAUUGUUAAGUCAGGCAACAAGAUUCAUGGCAGCGAUCUGGCAUGGGAAAUUGUCAAAGGCAUCAUGUCGUCAAUUUCCAACUUUGCGACGCUCAUUGUCAACGCCAGUGACUUUUCGCGAUUUGCCGCAAAGCCUAGAGAUGCACUUUGGUCACAGGUGAUUACGAUUCCAUUCGGUUUCGCCAUCACUUCAUUCAUCGGCAUCAUGGUCUCAUCCGCGUCAACGGUGCUAUACGAUGAAGCUAUCUGGAGCCCCCUUGACUUGCUCGACAAGUUCAUCGAUGAUGGAAGCUCUGCUGAGCGCUUUGGUGUCUUCUUCAUUGCUUCUGCUUUCGCCCUUGCCCAGCUCGGCACCAAUAUCGCCGCCAACAGUGUGAGCGCGGGUACCGAUUUGACAGCUCUUCUCCCUCGCUGGAUCAAUAUUCGACGAGGAAGUUACAUGUGUGCCGUUGUCGGUCUUGCUAUUUGCCCCUGGCAACUUCUGAAGGACAGCAACCAGUUCACAACUUACCUCUCAGCCUACAGCGUCUUCCUCAGCUCUAUCGCUGGUGUCAUGGUGUCCGACUACUACUUCGUCCGCAAGGGAUAUAUCGAUACCAAAGAACUUUACGACGCUCGCAAAGAGGGCCCAUACUAUUUUACCGGCGGUUUUAACUGGCGUGGAUAUGCUGCUUACAUUGCUGGAAUUGUCAUCAACGUGGUUGGCUUCGCUGACGCCGUUGGCGCAAAGAACGUCCCUCAGGGUGCCGUUUAUGUUUACCAACUCAACUACUUCUGUGGUUUCAUCGUUUCAUCGCUUAUGUACUGGACUCUGUGCAAGAUCUCGCCUGUCCCUGCUACUAGCGAUCGUUGGAUGGAAGUUGGCGAAGAGAUUGAUGACAUCCGACUGGCUUACAAUUCGCGAACACCAUCUUACGACGAAGAGCAUGCAGCAGGCGGGGCACCCAAGGCGGUCGACGAGACAAAACAUUUCUGA